GCUCGGCGCUGACUCCGCCGCACGCUGCAGCCGCGGCUGGAAGAUGGCGGGGAACGACUGCGGCGCGCUGCUGGACGAAGAGCUCUCCUCCUUCUUCCUCAACUAUCUCGCCGACACGCAGGGUGGGGGGUCCGGGGAGGAGCAACUCUGCGCUGACUUUCCCGAGCUUGACCUCUCCCAGCUGGACGCCAGCGACUUUGACUCAGCCACCUGCUUCGGGGAGCUGCAGUGGUGCCCAGAGAACUCCGACACUGAACCCAGCCAUUAUAGCCCCGAUGACUCCGAGCUCUUCCAGAUCAUCGACAGUGAGAAUGAGGCCCUCCUGGCAGCGCUCACCAAGACCCUGGACGACAUCCCUGAAGACGACGUGGGUCUGGCUGCCUUCCCGGCCCUGGAUGGUGGAGACGCACUAUCCUGCACUUCGGCUUCGCCUGCCACUUCAUCUGCACCCCCCAGCCCCAGCCCCUCGCUGGAAAGGCCCCAGGCCCCGACGCCUGAGGUGGACGAGCUCUCCCUGCUGCAGAAACUCCUCCUCGGCACGACCUACCCGACCUCAAGCUCUGAUACCCAGAAGGAAGGGACCGCCUGGCGCCAGGCAGGCCUCAGGUCUAGGAAUCAGCGGCCCUGUGUCAAGAUGGACGGCACCCAAGACAAGAAGGCCCCCACGAUGCAGUCUCAGAGCCGGAGUUGUACAGAACUGCAUAAGCACCUCACUUCGGUGCCGUCCUGCCCCCAGACUAAAGCCCGCUCCCCAGACAGGAGCUUGCAGCCACCACCCACCCUGAGUCCCCAGCUCCCAGCCAAGGAGGAGGAGGAAGCUGGUGAGGACUGCCCGAGCCCCCAGCCGGCUCCAGCCUCGCCCCAAGACUCCCCAGCACCGGGCAGGGCAGGCCCCGGCGCCCAGGGGUCCCGGGAGGACAUGCAGGCGAUGGUGCAGCUCAUUCGCUACAUGCACACCUACUGCCUUCCCCAGAGGAAGCUGCCCCCACAGGCCCCGGAGCCAGCCCCCCAGCUCUGCGGCAGCCCCUCCAAGCAGGUCAAACCCCGGCCCCGGUCCCAACACCCUUCCAAAGGCUCCUGGGCUGAGUUCUCCAUCCUGAGGGAACUUCUGGCUCAAGAUGUCCUCUGUGAUGUCAGCAAACCUUACCGCCUGGCCACACCUGUCUACGCCUCCCUCACGCCCCGGCCCAGGCCCAGGGCCCCCAGAGACAGCCAGGCCUCCCCUGGCCACCCGUCCCCUGUGGAGGAGGUGAGGAUCACAGCGUCGCCCAGGAGCACCGGGCCCAGACCCAGCCUGCGCCCACUGCGGCUUGAGGUGAAAGGACACGCCGGCUGGUCAGCCAGGCUGCAGCGGGAGGAGGAAGAGGAGGAGGAGGAAGAGGAGGAGGAGGAAGAGGAGGAGGAGGAGGAGUGGGGCCGGAAAAGACCUGGCCGAGGCCUGCCGUGGACUAAGCUGGGGAGGAAGCUGGAGAACGCAGUGUGCCCCGUGCGGCGUUCCAGGAGACUGAACCCGGAGCUGGGUCCCUGGCUGGCAUUCUCCGAUGAGUCUCUGGUCCCUGCGGAGCCCCAAGGAGCUCUGCCCUCGCUGCGCCUGGCUCCUGAGGCCUACGACAUGGCGGGGGCACUGGGCAGCCCCACGGAUGAGGACAGUGGCCAAGACCAGCAGCUCCCACGGGGACCCCAGAUCCCGGCUCUGGAGAGCCCCUGUGAGAGUGGGUGUGGGGACACGGAUGAGGACCCCAGCUGCCCACGGCUCCCUUCCAGAGACUCUCCCAGGUGCCUCAUGCUGGCCUUGUCACAAAGUGACCCUCCUUUCGGCAGGAAGAGCUUUGAGCAGACCUUGACGGUGGAGCUCUGUGGCACCGCAGGACUCACCCCACCCACCACACCUCCCUACAAGCCCACAGAGGAGGACCCCUUCAAGCCAGACAUCAAACACAGCCUAGGCGAAGACAGAGCUCCCAGCCUCCCCAGCUUGGAGGGCCUCCAGCUCAGGGCUGCCCCCGUGGCUGCCCACAAGCUGCCAAAGAGGCACCCAGAACGGAGCGAGCUCCUGUCCCACCUGCGGCAUGCUACAGCCCAGCCAGCCUCCCAGACUGGUCAGAAGCGCCCCUUCUCCUGUUCCUUCGGAGACCAUGAUUAUUGCCAGGUGCUCAAGCCAGAAGGCGCCCUGCAGAGGAAGGUGCUGAGGUCCUGGCAGCCGUCUGGGGUCCACCUUGAGGACUGGCCCCAACAGGGGGCCCCACAGGCUGCGGGGCAGGCCUCCGACAGGGAGGAAGACAGAAGCUGUGACGGCGGUGCCCCUGCCAAGGACAGUGUGCUCCUGAGAGACCACGAGAUCCGCGCCAGCCUCACCAAGCACUUUGGGCUCCUGGAGACCGCCCUGGAGGACGAAGACCUGGCCUCCUGUAAGAGUGCUGAGUACGACACGGUCUUUGAGGACAGCAACAGCAGUAGUGGUGAGAGCAGCUUCCUCCUGGAGGAGGAGGAGGAGGAUGAUGCAGAGGAUGACUCGGGGCUCAGCCCCCCUCGCUCUGACCACUGCCCCUACCAGAGCCCCCCAAGCAAGGCCCGUCGGCAGCCUUGCUCCCGCAGCCGCUCCAGCUCCGGCUCCGCCUGCCGCUCCCGCUCACCAGCCACCCGGAGGACCUUCAGAUGUGAGAGCAGAGGGCCGUGUUCAGACGGAACGCCAAGCGUCCGGCACGCCAGGAAGCGGCGGGAAAAGGCCAUUCAGGGCGAAGGCCGUGUGGUGUAUGUUCGAAAUCUCUCCAGUGACAUGAGCUCCCGAGAGCUGAAGCGGCGCUUUGAAGUGUUUGGUGAGAUUGUGGAGUGCCAGGUGCUGACGAGAAGCAGGAGAGGCGAGAAAUAUGGCUUCAUCACCUACCAGUGUUCGGAGCACGCUGCCCUGUCUCUGAGGAAUGGCGCUGCCCUGCGGAAACGCAACGAGCCCUCCUUCCAGCUGAGCUAUGGAGGGCUCCAGCACUUCUGCUGGCCCAGACACACUGACUAUGAUUCCAAUUCAGAAGAGGCCCUCCCUGCGUCAGUGAAAAACAAGUACGAAGCCAUGGAUUUUGACAGCUUACUGAAGGAGGCCCAGCAGAGCCUGCAUUGAUAACAGCCUUAACCUUCGAGGAAUACCUCAAUACCUCAGACAAGGCCCUUCCAAUAUGUUUACGUUUUCAAAGAAAUUAAGUAUACGAGAAGGCGAGAGCGCGAGCGCGUGAGAGAACACACGUGAGAGAGAGAGAGAGAGAGAGAGAGAGAGAGACUUGAAACUGCUGUCCUUUUAAAAAAAAAAAAAAUCAAUGUUUACAUUGAACAAAGCUGCUUCUGUCUGUGAGUUUCCAUGGUGUUGAUGCCCCACGGCCACUGUAGCGUCCUCGCUUCCGGCGGGCGGCCCCAGGUGCGCCUCCCGGUGCUGGGCCAGCCCCCGUCCCCUCGCUCCCUGACCGGCUUCCCUCGUAGACGUGCAGCCGUGUGCACCAUAACAUUUCUUGUCCGUAGUAUGUGAUGAUGAAAUUGUUACUCGUGAAUAGAAUCAGGAUUAUACACUCGUUUUUAAUUGAAGACAAAAAAAGUAUAUCCUUCAAAUAACGUAUUUAUGGCUCAGACGUACUGUGCCUGGGAUUAUUGUAUCGCUUCCUUGAUUUUUUAACUAUGCACUGUCGUGAGGUGUUUGCCACUGAGCUGCUGUGCUCCCUCGGCCAGGGCGCCCUAGAGGUGCUGGGUGGCUGGCGGGUUGGUCCCCAGGGGAGGGCGGCCUGCAGCCACAAGUCGGAGCAGUGGAGAAAGGCUUCUGGGACUCGCCUGCCAAGCUCUGCCCUGUCUCUCACUGAGCACACGUGGGUCCAGUUCCAGUCGGAACCCUCAUCUGGUGCCAGCCGGUGCUUGGAGCUUGGGCCUGGCCUGGAGUGCUCGGAUCCUGGCAGACCCUGUAAGGAAGGUGGGGCGAGCCGCCUGAAUCUUGUUUUUCCAGGCGAGGCGGGCAGUGCCCCAAGAGGGGAUGUGACUUGCCCGAGGUCCCAUGGCCAGUGAUGGGGCGGAGCAGUGACCCAGCCCAGGCCUCCUGAUUCCUGGUCCCAUGCCCUUGCAGUAGCUGGGGUAAAAGAUGCACAGUUCCAGGGACCGGUGGAGGUGAGACCAGCUACGUUGGGCCACAGGCAAGAGGCCUCUGGGCUUACUCGGAGGGUUAAGUCAAAAGCUGGCUCGCCAGCAUGAGGAACGUUUAGGCUCGGGCAUGCGUCUUGAUCCAGAGGGUUCUGUGGUUUGCCUAUACCUGUGGACAUGCCAUCAGAGCCUCAGUGACAUACCUGGAGUGGCACAGGCAGGUGAUCUGGGAGCAGUCGUCCUCCUGGGGCCAGCCACCAGCCCAUCCUACUUCCACCAGCUUGUCUUCCCCUUCUCACCUGUACAGUUGUCUGGGCGGCAUGAGGCAGGGGAAGCAGGAGGGGCGUGUGAGGGCCGGGGGGUGGAGAAGACAAUCUCCAAGGUCCUUUCCAACUUAGACAACAUUCUAAUUGGGCUUUACUUUAAAUUUUAUGUUCUUGAGUGAUGUCAAAACCAUGUCCAGCUUGGAUGUUCUGCAGGUGCCUUGGAGGCCAUUCAUGAGGGAAAGCCUGGCCAGGCAGGGUAUGAGCUCGUUACCUCCAACUUCAUCUUGUUCAUAUGUCAGGGUUCCUUGGGAAAUGUUUGUACUAAGAAGAAAAAAAAGAGAAAAAGUCCUGCUUGCUUUAAAAAUAAACGUUUGAAAUUAACUCAGUAAACUCAACAAGCUAAUUUAAUCUGUUGCUCCUGCCAGGCUUAGAAAUUUGAGAAUUGGUAUUUGAUCAUUAUUAUUAUUUUUAAGAUGAUCAGAUACCUGAGUAGGUAUCCAGUGGGCUUGUCCCGGGAGGUGAGCAUACUCCAAGCCCAUGGAGAAGGCUGGAGGAAACGGGCUUUAGAAGGAAUAGGGAAUUUGAGCUCCUGUGUAUCAAAUCACUUCCUUCCACCUCCCUGGGCCCCAACUUCCUUUUCCGCGAAAUGGACUGAGGGGCGGAAGUAGGCAAGAAGUAGGCAAGAAGUAGGGACCCUAAGGUCCCUGCCAGCUCUUAGCUUCUGCAAAGGUGGUAACUAGCUCAAGAUGGCAAUUACAUGGCACAUGUACCACUAUUGGCACAUCCUUGGCCAGUGGCAGACAUAACUAAUCGACCACAGCACUCAUGUUCUUUGAGCUUGGGAGUUCUUUUAGAAUUCUCAGCACAGUGCUCUGGGCAGCCAUUACUAAUGGAUCAGAGUUUAACUAAACCAUCUGACAUCCUGGUCUGAUCUUUGAAAAGUUUCCAUCAAAAUAGAACCAAAUGGUGGCUGGGUUUCAUGCUGGUCCGUCCCUGUCUAUCAUGUUCUGAUCUAUGAGAGAAAAUUCCCCUAAAGCCAUUCAUUGGCACAGGACUCCCAAUACUGUGACACACAACCCCCACUUGGGUUCGGAGGGGAGCAAGCAGAAUAGCGGACAUGAAAUGUUUGAGGGUGGUGGGGUUUAUGAGGAUGAACCCAAAAAAGGGACUUUUCCACAGCACGGACCUGAACAUUGUAAAUUCCUUUUAGAGCUAUUCACUGCCUAGCACACAGUAGGCACACAAUAAAUGGUUAUGGAAUGCAAGAGAAUAGAAUUUAAAUCUGUCUGCUGCCUCCCCUAAGUCCUGAUUUGCACCAAGGAGUAUACUGAGGGUUCAUCCUGUGGAAACCAGUAGGAAGGAACUCGAGAUUCAGAGUCUGGAGAGCUGGGUUGAGUUUUGGCUCCACCAAGAACUCUGUGACCUUGCGAAGUUACAGAAUCCCUCCCCCUCUCCUCUGCUCCAGAAGGAGUUGGACCAGAGGUUCUCUAAGCCCCUCCUACUUGCUUCUUCGUUGGUUUGCCCUGGCUCAGAGAUUCUCCCCUGGGCAGGUGGUACGGGAGGGUAAAGAAAGGCAGAUUUUUAGUAGAAGACCAGUCUCUCCCUCCCCUCUUCUGGGUCAGCUGAGGCUGCCCAUCACUUCAGAUGGCUGCAGGACACUCGAAGUUCCUUAGAUACCGCCCGUUGAGCAGAGCAGAGAUGCGAGAGUGGCACUGGGAGGUCCCGUGCCUAAGGUCAGGGCCGGCUGUGUGGGGGAGAGGAUGCUGGCAAAGAGCACCAAGCAGUUUCUGCUUGCCAUCACAUCCCUAACAGGCUACAAGUUGGAACACUGACCGAGCCUGCAGUCAACCUCUAUCCGGAAGACUCAUUCGGUGCUGUGUACCACUAACCGAGGAGACUCCAAGGUCUCUCCGCGAAACCUAGGCCACCUUGGUCCCUCGCCCACCACACUUGAGGAGUAACCCAGAGGGAGCGGCUGCCGCUGGCAACCAUCUCAUUGUAGCUGUGUCCUAGUGUUUGCUCUGGAUGAUGUUUCUGUGUGAUGCCAUGAAAGCUUACGGUAGACUCUGUUGACAGCCGCCCGUGCCGGGCAGGUUGUGCUGUCCGUCUGUGUGCCGUGCUGGUGUUUCCAGAAAUGUCCGGUCCAACCGCUAAGUGGAAUUCUUCAUCUCCUUCCUCAGUCGGUACCAGGCUGAAUCAGAAUCCUCAGUCUUGGGGGUUCUGGUUACCGAAGGAAAAUGCAUCAAAGAGGUAAAGAAUAUGAGUGGAUGGAGUGCAGAGAAGGCCCCCACCCGCCCCUGCUUAGCGCAUCAGACCUUGCUCCCAAGCCAGGAAACGGCUUUGAGUCAAAAAGAGCCACUGAGCAGGUGUCCGCAUCUGCAGCGGGGCCUUGCAGUGUGGCGUGCUGACCGCGCUG
This is a messenger RNA of Callorhinus ursinus (northern fur seal), 6789 nucleotides long. RefSeq names its product PPARG coactivator 1 beta (gene PPARGC1B). Gene Ontology annotation, cellular component: nucleus. The record is from RefSeq and is a predicted model, not a curated record. Gene Ontology annotation, molecular function: transcription factor binding; RNA binding. Lineage: Eukaryota; Metazoa; Chordata; Mammalia; Carnivora; Otariidae. Gene Ontology annotation, biological process: positive regulation of transcription by RNA polymerase II.